Molecule: messenger RNA, 1233 nt
Organism: Neogale vison (American mink)
Lineage: Eukaryota; Metazoa; Chordata; Mammalia; Carnivora; Mustelidae
Gene: PURA
Product: purine rich element binding protein A
Exons: 2
Coding region: 214-1182 (322 amino acids)
Biological process (GO): regulation of transcription by RNA polymerase II
Cellular component (GO): nucleus
Molecular function (GO): DNA-binding transcription factor activity, RNA polymerase II-specific; purine-rich negative regulatory element binding; RNA polymerase II transcription regulatory region sequence-specific DNA binding
Source: RefSeq, a predicted model, not a curated record
GCGCGCGCCUUCCCUCCCUCCAGCCCGCGCCCUCCCUCACCUGCGGCAGGACAGCGCCCGCCCGCCCGGAUCUCGCGAGAGUGGCUGACUGGCUGUGGGGGUUGCGGCGGCAGCAGGCGGAGCCGGGGAGGGAAAGCAGCGGCGGCUGAGGCGACUGAGGCGGCGGGCGGAGCGGCAGGCGGCGGCGGCGGCGCGGCGGCGGAGCGCAGCAUCAUGGCGGACCGAGACAGCGGCAGCGAGCAGGGUGGUGCGGCGCUAGGCUCGGGCGGCUCCCUGGGGCACCCAGGCUCGGGCUCGGGCUCCGGCGGGGGCGGUGGUGGCGGCGGGGGCGGCGGCGGCAGUGGCGGCGGCGGCGGCGGGGCCCCGGGGGGGCUGCAGCACGAGACGCAGGAGCUGGCCUCCAAGCGGGUGGACAUCCAGAACAAGCGCUUCUACCUGGACGUGAAGCAGAACGCCAAGGGCCGCUUCCUGAAGAUCGCUGAGGUGGGCGCGGGCGGCAACAAGAGCCGCCUCACUCUCUCCAUGUCAGUGGCCGUGGAGUUCCGCGACUACCUGGGCGACUUCAUCGAGCACUACGCGCAGCUGGGCCCCAGCCAGCCGCCCGACCUGGCCCAGGCGCAGGACGAGCCGCGCCGGGCGCUCAAGAGCGAGUUCCUGGUGCGCGAGAACCGCAAGUACUACAUGGAUCUCAAGGAGAACCAGCGCGGCCGCUUCCUGCGCAUCCGCCAGACGGUCAACCGGGGGCCCGGCCUGGGCUCCACGCAGGGCCAGACCAUUGCGCUGCCCGCACAGGGGCUCAUCGAGUUCCGCGACGCUCUGGCCAAGCUCAUCGAUGACUACGGAGUGGAGGAGGAGCCGGCCGAGCUGCCCGAGGGCACCUCCUUGACUGUGGACAACAAGCGCUUCUUCUUCGAUGUGGGCUCCAACAAGUACGGCGUGUUUAUGCGAGUGAGCGAGGUGAAGCCCACCUACCGCAACUCCAUCACCGUGCCCUACAAGGUGUGGGCCAAGUUUGGACACACCUUCUGCAAGUACUCGGAGGAGAUGAAGAAGAUUCAAGAGAAGCAGAGGGAGAAGCGAGCUGCCUGUGAGCAGCUCCACCAGCAGCAGCAGCAGCAGCAGGAGGAGACUGCCGCUGCCACCCUGUUGCUGCAGGGUGAGGAAGAAGGGGAAGAAGAUUGAUCAAACUGAAUGGAAAAAAACCCACACACACAUGCAUACACACACACACAC